Molecule: messenger RNA, 744 nt
Organism: Fusarium mangiferae
Lineage: Eukaryota; Fungi; Ascomycota; Sordariomycetes; Hypocreales; Nectriaceae
Exons: 1
Coding region: 1-744 (247 amino acids)
Molecular function (GO): lyase activity
Source: RefSeq, a predicted model, not a curated record
AUGGUUUUCGGAUCACUCUCUGUGCAGAACGACAGGGCCAUUCCCUUGUUCGCACCACCAUAUCUCUCCCAAGAACCGUUCUACUUCAGCAACAUGACUGUCGUCUCCAUCUCGUACCGCAUUCAAGCCUCGCAGAUUCAACACCUUGUGCCCCAGGAACUCGAACUGGAAGACCAACCAAUCAUGACUUCCUUAUUUAUCCACUAUGGCACUUCUACCGUGGGCGAAUACAACGAGUACGUCCAUACCGUGCGAGUCAAGUAUAACAACGACAUAUACGACUAUUCGUUAGUUCUCCUUCUCGACAACGACAGCGCCAUCUUCGCUGGGAGAGAAAUAUUUGGCUAUCCCAAGAUCUUUGGUAAAGUCAAUUUUCACCCUUCAUCUGGGUCAAGAGUCAUGAUGGGAAACGCAGAACGUCCUGCAGGAAGGUCCCUGGUCGAGUUCGAGUUUGCGCCAAAGGCGCUUCUGGAUGCUUCGGUGGGAGCAGCGACUCCGCCCAAGGUGCUGAAUCUGCGCGUCAUCCCGAGUACAGACCCAGCUGAGCCUGCGUUGAGAGAAUUUGUGGCUGUUGAUAUGCACUUUGAGUUUAGUGAGAGAUGGAGUGGACAAGGAAGUCUCAAGUUUAACAAAGGAUUUGCAUCGACUCCAUGGGCUGAUCUGGAUGUUGUUUCGUACAUUGGUUCUUGGAUGGGGAAGAGCAACACGGUUCUUGGUAAUGACGUUGAUCGCUUCCCUCUCUGA